Messenger RNA from Aspergillus mulundensis, 471 nucleotides. RefSeq lists its product as uncharacterized. The coding region runs from base 1 to 471 and encodes 156 amino acids. The transcript has 2 exons. The record is from RefSeq and is a predicted model, not a curated record. Lineage: Eukaryota; Fungi; Ascomycota; Eurotiomycetes; Eurotiales; Aspergillaceae.
AUGCCCUGCAACGACAUCAACAACCCCUCCUUCGAAGGCGGCUUCGACUUCUGGUACCCCGGCGCAAACCCCUACUACACCACCGCCUGGGUCGGCUCCGGCGACGCCUACGCGGGCGACCAAUUCGUCACCAUCGCAACAACCCCCGAGUACCCCAUCGGCACCGUGAACCAAGACCUCUACUGGCUCGACGACGAAGUCCCCUACGAGCUCACCGUGCACUUCCGCCUCGUGGAGCCGUUUGGUUUGAUUAACGGGUGCACGGUUUCCGCUUUGCUGGGCGAGCAUGAGAUUGCGAGCCUGGUUGUUGAGGAGGCUGGGGACUGGGCGCCUCUGACUGGCGAGAUCACGCCUCCUGAGCGCAAUAUGACGAUUUCGCUGAAGGCUGUUUGUGGCUUUGGGGAGGGUGGGAGCGAGUUGCAGGGGCAGGUGCUGUUUGAUGAGGUGCUUUUUGGACCGCGGUGUGACUAG